Messenger RNA from Ichthyophthirius multifiliis, 2828 nucleotides. RefSeq lists its product as hypothetical. Lineage: Eukaryota; Ciliophora; Oligohymenophorea; Hymenostomatida. The annotation marks the transcript as partial. The transcript is spliced from 9 exons. The record is from RefSeq and is a predicted model, not a curated record. Gene Ontology annotation, molecular function: calcium ion binding.
AAUAUACUUCAGGUGUAUUUGCUUAAUAAGCUUUGAUUAAAAUUUUUAAAUUUUUUGAUUUGUCGAAUAGUGGUUUUCUAUGUAAAAAUUAAUUUUUUAGAGGUUUAGCUAAGCUGGGAGUUGUUCCUCAAAUUUAAGAUACAGACAAAAUAUUUGCAUGCUUUGAUAAAAAUGAAACCGAAAAAAUUGACUAUAAAGAAUUUGUUUAAAAUAUUAUGCAAAUAAGCGAUUUUUCAAAUAUAAUUCCUGAUAAAAUAUCAAAGUAAUAUUUUUUUAUUAAAAUUUUUAAAUAUAAAAAAAGUUGCAAAAAAUAAGAAAAUAUUGGAUAUUAAAAAAAUAAACUUCCUAAAAAUUAUUAAUAAGUCUGUUAAUAGUUUUGUUAAAAAGUAUAAUAAAUAUUAAAAUAAAGAGGAUUAGCAAGUUUAUUAGGAUUAGGAAUUAUGUUCAAAAGUAUGACUUUAAAUGGAAAAAAGUAAAUAAAUUAAGAUCAAUUCGAAAACGCUAUAAGAGAAUAUAAAAUAUAUGAAGAAGCUGAUGUACUUAAUCAAGUAUUUUAAUUUUUUGAUAAGCAUGAUAAUGGUUUAAUUAAUUAUGAGGACUUCUUAAAUUAUAUUAAGAUGCCAUAUAAUAAUUAUAGAACAAGCUUAGUUACUCAAAUAUUUAAUUAAUUAGACAGGGCAAAUGUAGGUGUAAUUAAUAAUUAUUUGAUAAAAUCAAGUUUUAACCCUUAAGCCCAUCCAGAUGUACUUUAGAAUAAGAAAUCUUAGGAAGAUGUAAAUUUAGAAUUUAGAAGUUGCUUUGAAAGUUAUUUAGAUUAUAGAGUAAAAAAAAAAAAGAUUAUAUUAUACUAAUAAAAAACAAAAAUCAAGGAUAUUUUAGAUGAUAAAAUGACUAUGGAAGAUUUUUUAGAUUUCUAUUCUUUUUAAAUUCAUCAUUGGUUAAAAGAUGAAGAUUUUAAAAACUAUAUUAUUUCUGUUUGGAGAUAAGACUCUUAUUAAAAAAGCGUUUGUAAAUAAUAAUAAUAAUAAUAAUAAUAUUAGUAAUAGUAAUUUUCGCCUGCGUUUUAAAAUAAUUCACCUGCUAGGAAAUCUCUUUUAUAAUUAAAUAACACCGAGAAUUAAAGUAUUUAAUCAUAAAAAAGAUAAAUGUAAAAUUAAGAACAAUAAUUAAAUAAAGAAGCGUUAUCUUAAUUAUCAAAAUAAUAAUACAGCAGAAAUUCAAAAUAUAAAAAUAACGAAGAUACUAUUAGUAUAGCAUCUUAAGCUAGUUAAGCUACAAAUAGCAAAUAUAUGAGAGAUAAUAAUGUUUCUGAAAGAUAACUAGAACUUAUUCUAAUCAGAAUUAAAAAUAGAUUAGCAAGCAGAGGAGCUAAAGGAUUCUUAUAGAUGGAAAGGAUAUUCAAAGUUUUUCUUAAAAAUUAUUUUAUUUUUAAAUAUUUAAAAUAAAAAAAAUAGAUUGCUGAUACAGAUGACGAUGGAAGAGUUAAUUUGAAUGAAUUUAAAAAAUGUAUAAGAGAUUCUAGAAUAGAUGUAACUGAUUCAGAAAUCAAUAUUUCUUUUAAUUUGUUUGAUCCUGAAGAAAGUGGAACUAUUAACUUCUUUGACUUUUUAAAUACAUUGAAAGGAUAAAUGAAUGAAUUCAGAUUUAAUAUUGUAGACAGUAUUUUCGCAAAAAUCGAUUAUAAUAAUACUGGAAUUGUCACAAUUUAAGAUAUUCAAAGAUAAUUUAAUGCAAGAGCACAUCCUGAUGUAAAAACUACUAAAAAGCAUGAAGAUGAGGUUUAUUAAGACUUUUUUGCGAAUUUAGAGCUACAUAAUAAACUUUAUGUAUUUUUUUUUUUAUUUUUUUUUAUAAAUUUAAAAUAAAAGAGUGGAGUUGUUAAUUAAGAAAUUUCAAAAGAACAAUUUUUUGAUUAUUUCAAUAAUUAUAGUGCUUCUAUUUAAGAUGAUUAGUUUUUUGAAACUAUUCUAGUUAACACUUUUAAAUUAUCUUAAUAAAAUUAACUUACUAGUAAAUAUGCAGGUCAUAGAAAUAUGUUCGAUCCUCUUAAAAAAGGAUUUCUUUAAGAUCAUCAUAGAUAUCUUAUUAACGGAGGUUCUGUAAGUUCUAAUGCGCCUUAUGGUACAUUUUAAGAACCUACUGAUUAUGCUACUUAAUAAAGACCUUAUAGCACUUAAAGCAGAUAAUCCCCUGUAAGAUAAAAGAGUCAAUAAUAAUAUUAAAAUAGUUCUAAUGCAUUAUCUGAAUGUUAAGACGAAAUUGAUCCUUUAGAAGAAUUAAAAAAGAAACUUAAUUAAAGAGGAAUAAGAGGAUAUUUAAAAUUAUAUAGCAAAUUAAAAAGUGCUUAUAAUUAAAAGAAAAUAAGUUCUAGUGUUUUCGCAUAGUGUUUGUAAGAAUAAAGAAUUUAAUGUAAUGAAUGCGAAUUUAUAUUUUAAAAAUACUCGAAUUAAUAAGGUUUCGAUUUAGACUCCUUUUUUAAAGACCUUAAAGGAAAAAUAAAAGAAUAAAGAUAAGCAUUAAUAGUUUAUGCUUUCUAAAUAAUGGAUAAUAAUAGAUGCGGUGAAGUUUAAUUAGAUGAUGUUUUAUAAAAUUAUAACUGUUAAGAACACCCCUAUGUUAAAAUCGGAAAACUUACUGAAGAUGAAGUCUUAGUAGAUUUUUAAGAUUCUUUUGAAUCACAUUUGACUAUUUUUAAUUAAAGUAAUUUGAAUAAAGGAAAAGUUCAUUUUAAUGAAUUCUUUGAAUUCUAUCACAUUAUUAGCGCUACAAUUGAUGAUGAUUAGUUUUUCGAGGACAUGAUGGUCAAUUGUUGGAAUAUAUAAUUAUGA